Vigna umbellata (rice bean) is the source of this 1269-nucleotide messenger RNA. RefSeq names its product FH interacting protein 1. Lineage: Eukaryota; Viridiplantae; Streptophyta; Magnoliopsida; Fabales; Fabaceae. The record is from RefSeq and is a predicted model, not a curated record.
AAACAUGAAUUGAAUCUUUUAAAACCAGUUUGACGAUUUUGGCAGAUUUUGACGUUUGAAAUUGAAGUCCCACACACGUGUACUCUUCCUCCUCCACUCUCCACUGCGAUCGAUCGCCUCUCUUCACCGAUACUCCGAUCCUCAACCAAACCGAACCUAAACCAACAACAUGAGUGCCGACGCCCCCACCCAAACCCAAGCCUCCGCCACCAAACCUCCCGAAACCCAAACCCAAACCCAAACCGUCGAAACAAAACAUGAAGAAUCCCAAUCUGCAUCUCCUCCUCACACCGCCGAUUAUGCUCCAUACCCUAAACUGGACCCAGACGACGUCGUGCCACCUCCUCUUCAACAGCAAGAAGCACCCCUCAAUACUGAAUCUCGUGCCCCAAUCUCCGGCGAUGCUGCUACUACCAUGCCCAAAGACUCCAAUCCCUAUGUCACUCCUGCUCCCGUUGCCGCUUCCUCUUCCAAGACCACUUUAGAUUCCGUGAAAGACGUUCUCGGCAAAUGGGGCAAGAAAGCCGCCGAGGCCACCAAAAAGGCGGAGGAUCUCGCCGGCAACAUGUGGCAGCACUUGAAAACGGGUCCAAGUUUUGCGGAUGCAGCUGUGGGGAGAAUUGCUCAGGGAACUAAAGUUCUUGCGGAAGGAGGGUAUGAGAAGAUCUUUAGGCAAACUUUUGAGACAGUUCCAGAGGAGCAGCUUCUGAAAACGUAUGCAUGCUACUUGUCUACUUCAGCUGGACCUGUGAUGGGAGUCUUGUAUUUGUCAACAGCGAAGCUGGCGUUUUGUAGUGAUAACCCACUUUCUUACCAAAUGGGUGACCAGACACAAUGGAGCUAUUAUAAGGUGGUCAUUCCAUUGCAUCAACUGAGAGCAGUGAACGCUUCAACAAGCAGAACCAACUCGUCUGAAAAAUAUAUUCAGAUUAUCUCUGUUGACAACCAUGAAUUUUGGUUUAUGGGGUUUGUGCACUAUGACAGCGCUGUUAAAAAUAUUCAAGGAGCAUUGCAGCCUCAUUGACACACAAAGGAUUGAAAAACACCAUGGAUCAUUUAUACCAAAGAUGAGGUUUGUAUUCAUAAAUUAUGAAACAUUUUAAGUUUGUGGAGCUGUUAUAGAUUGAAACUCAUGUAGUGUGCAUUAUAUAUUUUUUACCUGUUGUUCUCUGAAAAUGAAAGUUAAUUCAUUUGUUGUAAAAGUUGAAUGGAUAUAUAGUUGGUGGAUUUACAUUUUAUUUUAUUAAUUAUCUCUUUUAUUUUUCUGUA